Messenger RNA from Conger conger (European conger), 1773 nucleotides. It is a transcript of the gene slc17a7a, whose product is annotated as solute carrier family 17 member 7a. Gene Ontology annotation, biological process: monoatomic anion transport; neurotransmitter loading into synaptic vesicle; synaptic transmission, glutamatergic. The transcript has 13 exons. Gene Ontology annotation, cellular component: synaptic vesicle membrane; excitatory synapse. NCBI's taxonomy places the organism in Eukaryota, Metazoa, Chordata, Actinopteri, Anguilliformes, Congridae. Bases 1 to 1773 code for a protein of 590 amino acids. Gene Ontology annotation, molecular function: neurotransmitter transmembrane transporter activity; L-glutamate transmembrane transporter activity. The record is from RefSeq and is a predicted model, not a curated record.
AUGGAGGUCCGACCAGAAAGGAUUAAAGCGGUCGCGGGCAAGACACUCGGGAAAAUACACAGGCUGCUGGAGAAGCGUCAGGCGAAUGGAGAGACCAUCGAGCUGUCGGCGGAGGGCCGGCCGGAGCUGGUGGAGGAGCGGGAGCUCCCGAUGGUGGACUGCACGUGCUGCGGCCUGCCGCGCCGCUACAUCAUCGCCAUCCUGUCCGGCCUGGGCUUCUGCAUCUCCUUCGGCAUCCGCUGCAACCUGGGCGUGGCCAUCGUCAGCAUGGUCAACAACCACACCGUCUUCAGGGGCAACAGGGAGGUCCUGGAGGCCUCCCAGUUCACCUGGGAUCCCGAGACGGUGGGGAUGAUCCACGGAUCCUUCUUCUGGGGCUACAUCGUCACCCAAAUCCCUGGCGGAUUCAUCUGCCAGAAAUUUGCAGCCAACAGAGUCUUUGGCUUUGCUAUAGUGGCCACCUCCAUUCUCAAUAUGCUGAUCCCAUCAGCGGCACGAGUUCACUAUGGCUGCGUCAUCAUGAUCAGGAUAUGUCAGGGGCUUGUAGAGGGGGUGUCUUACCCAGCAUGCCAUGGGAUUUGGGCCAAAUGGGCCCCGCCUCUUGAGCGAAGCCGGCUGGCUACAACUGCCUUUUGUGGGUCCUAUGCGGGAGCGGUCGUGGCUAUGCCCUUAGCGGGGGUGCUCGUCCAGUACACCGGGUGGUCCUCUGUGUUCUACGUCUACGGCAGUUUUGGGAUAUUCUGGUACCUCUUCUGGAUCCUGGUGUCCUACGAGAGUCCGGCUGCUCACCCCACCAUCACUCCUGAAGAGAGGAAGUACAUCGAGGACUCCAUCGGAGAGUCGGCCGGCCUAGUCAACCCCCUGCAGAAGUUCAAGACUCCCUGGAGACACUUCUUCACCUCCAUGCCAGUGUACGCCAUCAUCGUGGCCAAUUUCUGCCGCAGCUGGACCUUCUAUCUUCUGCUCAUCAGCCAACCUGCGUACUUCGAGGAAGUGUUUGGCUUCGAGAUCAGCAAGGUGGGUUUGGUGUCAGCUCUGCCCCACCUGGUGAUGACCAUCGUUGUUCCCGUGGGCGGGCAGCUGGCUGACUUCCUGAGAACACGCGGCCUCAUGUCCACCACAAACGUCCGCAAGCUCAUGAACUGUGGAGGGUUUGGAAUGGAGGCUACCCUGCUGCUGGUGGUCGGCUUUUCCCACACAAAGGGCGUGGCCAUAUCAUUCCUGGUCCUGGCUGUUGGUUUCAGCGGCUUUGCCAUCUCAGGGUUCAAUGUGAAUCACCUGGACAUUGCUCCCCGCUACGCUAGCAUCCUUAUGGGAAUCUCCAAUGGAGUGGGCACUCUGUCAGGCAUGGUGUGUCCUCUCAUAGUUGGAGCCAUGACCAAACACAAGACACGAGAUGAGUGGCAGUAUGUCUUUCUCAUUGCUUCCAUCGUUCAUUACGGAGGAGUGGUCUUCUAUGGUAUCUUCGCCUCGGGGGAGAAGCAGCCGUGGGCGGACAUUGAGGACACCAGCCAGGAGAAGUGUGGGAUCUUGGACGAGGACGAGCUGGCUGAGGCCACAGAGGAGAUGUACCGCAGUGGAGGAGGGGGCCAGUAUGGGGCCCUGAGCCAGCCCAGCACCGGCCCCAGCACCGGCCCCAGCAGGGCCACAGGAGGAGGAGGAGGAGGAGGAGGGGGGUGGGUCACGGACUGGGACAAGACGGAAGAGUAUGUGCAGCCCGCGGGGUACAACAGCUACCUGUACGGGGGAGAGGCAGACAGGGAGCUGAUGUAG